This is a messenger RNA of Gamsiella multidivaricata, 1186 nucleotides long. Its product is annotated as meiotically up-regulated gene family-domain-containing protein. Bases 346 to 1056 code for a protein of 236 amino acids. The transcript is spliced from 3 exons. The record is from RefSeq and is a predicted model, not a curated record. NCBI's taxonomy places the organism in Eukaryota, Fungi, Mortierellomycota, Mortierellomycetes, Mortierellales, Mortierellaceae.
GCCCUCUCGGGUAAACAAGCGGCAUACAAAGAACUUAAAAAAAGGCUAUACGGGAAAUCCGCACGAUAUUUUCACUCGUGGAGUUUCACUCUCUUCACCCACCUGCAGUUCCCGAAAUUUUAUAUUCCCAGCCUUAAAUGUAAUAUACCUAUCAGCUUCAGCAGUUGGCCUGGGUGAGCGAGGAUCCAUCGCAGGCACCUUACUUAGUGAGAAAGUGGUGACCAGAGGUGGCAAUCGGUCGGAUGCGCUGGUGAGAAUGCUCGCGCGCAUCCUCAUUGUGUGGAAGACAUCCCCUUCCAGAAGCAAACUCGCUACUUUAUUCGCUAAGCCUUUUUUCUUUAAUGCAUGAAACCAACCUUGCAAAGUACGCGCCCCAUCUGUUCCCUGAAAUGCGACUCGGCAAGGCCCCUAAAACCCCCAUGCCGAUGUCCUUCCUCGAACGCCGAUUGGCCAUUAAGCAUAGGACUAGUCCUUGGUCACACAGACUCUGUUUAUUUUAGAGUGGCUAUACGCGUCAGAUGGCGUAUAAAAAGGGUCGUUCGCCCACCCUCCCUAGGCAUCCAUCAAUCCUCAACAGCAACAUCUUCUCAAGCAACCUCAAUCACCCUCGCUCGCAGCCUUCUAAAAACACUUCACCCACCACCUGGAAAAAAAAAUCUCCCUCACCCAAAUCCCACCAUGUACAAGUCUCUCGCCCUCCUCGUUGUCCUUGCUGCCUCCCUCGCGAGCACCGAGGCCGGUUACAGCGACAACUGCCACGGCAGUGGCCUGUGCAACAAGGGCAUGGGAGACCUCUGCACCGGCGCCUUCAACCGCUUCACCGAUACCACCGUCUACAACGCUUUUACCUCCCGUGUCAACGGAAAAUGCACUGCCAUCUACCGAUGCGACGGCGAUUACCCCAAUUUGACCGGUGCACAGAUCAAGUCGCUCUUCCAGCCGAUCUAUGGGGGUCAGGGAUGCAAGGGAUGCGGUAGCCAUGCCUUCAAUGGUGGUGCGUGUGAGGUCACGCUGAACUACUGCGCGAACUGCCUCGACAGCGGCAUUCCUAACUAAACAACAAAAAAAAAAGAAGUGGUGGUGUUCGGGUUUCCUGUAUGUGCCUGAACUAUGACCCCUUUUGACUACUACAAUAAAAUGAUUGAAAAAAAAGGCGCAUUGUAUUGGUCCUCUGCUAAAAAAAAAA